AAAAUUAUUUCUCCUUUUACCUUGUCCCAAACACAUCACAUCAUAAUAUCAUAUGAUUAAAAAAAAAAAACACCUAUGUCUUCCAAUAUAUGCGUGAAUUUAUAAGGCAAACGCCACAUCACCGUCACUUGAGCUGGGAUUGUAUCAUCUCAGGGAAAAAUGGCAAGCUCUCUCCGACGAAUAGCGACGCAUUCCCCUCAGGCCGCCGCCUGGCGAUCUUCUCUUACGCCCAUAUGCAGACAAUUUGCUUCUGACGCUUUGGUGGAAAUAAAGCCCGGUGAGAUCGGUAUGGUCUCCGGUAUUCCUGAUGAACAUCUCCGACGAAGGGUUGUGAUUUUCUCACCUGCUCGGACUGCUAGUCAACAGGGGUCUGGAAAAGUUGGUAAAUGGAAAAUCAAUUUCAUGUCAACCCAGAAAUGGGAGAAUCCAUUGAUGGGGUGGACAUCCACAGGGGAUCCAUAUGCCAAUGUUGGUGAUUCAGCACUUUGUUUUGAGAGUGAAGAAGCUGCAAAAGCAUUUGCUGAAAAGCAUGGCUGGGAAUAUACGGUUAAGAAGCGCCACACACCAUUGUUAAAGAUCAAGUCGUAUGCGGACAACUUCAAAUGGAAGGGACCUCCCAAGACAGCAGAAUAAUUUUUCUACUGCAAUUCAAGUGCUUGUGGAUGUUCUGCCCCAAUGCCUUGCAUUCUUUCUUCUUUACCUUUUUUUGAAGUUACCGUGGAUUACCUCCUUGAAGGAUUUAAUAAAUCAAACUUAUGAAAAAUCCACAAGUACAUGGUAUAUUUUAAAACCUUUAUGAGGCAAUUUCCGGGUGUUAUACCUGAUCCUACUCUGUAGUGGUUAUUGGAGGUUAGUAGGACAUUGUGGUGUGUCAAAGUACUUCUAGACUUGUUUCUUCUUCAAAAGUUGGUGUAUGCAAUGGAGUGUCCAAGACAAAUUUCUUACCAA
Capsicum annuum is the source of this 948-nucleotide messenger RNA. Its product is annotated as NADH dehydrogenase [ubiquinone] iron-sulfur protein 4, mitochondrial. Gene Ontology annotation, biological process: electron transport chain. The record is from RefSeq and is a predicted model, not a curated record. Bases 160 to 633 code for a protein of 157 amino acids. NCBI's taxonomy places the organism in Eukaryota, Viridiplantae, Streptophyta, Magnoliopsida, Solanales, Solanaceae. The transcript has 5 exons.